AACAAGUGAACAGCUUUUUGUCCCGUGUGGCUCUAACUACAAAAUACAUGAGUAAGGCUGCACGAGUAGAUAUGAUCACAUUGCAUGCCAGAGGAUGGAAUGAGCGCAAAAAAAGAAACCUGCACAAGUACUUGUCUACACGGUACUUGAAGACUAUCCAAAAGACAAAGGAAGUCAAGGAGGACAUUGAGGCUAUAAAGAAGUGCACGCAAAGGUCUGAUGAGGAACUGCAACAGUGGGUCACUGAUGUGAGACAGUGGGCAGUUGACACUCCAGAUGACUUCAGAACAGAUGAUCCAGUGGCGUUGCAACAUCUGAUUGAAGGCCUAUUCUUGGGCAUAUAUCAGAAAAAGAGGGAUCUGUAUCGAGUAACCGACCGUAACAAACAGCGACACAAGAUCCGAAGACGGAUUAGAGAGGAUAAGAAAAAGCUGUUUAAUGCCAUAUCCCAAUACAAUGAUCUUCCAACCACCACAGAAUCUGUAGAUUCAGUUGAAGACCUUCUGGCAGCAGAAAGCCCUAUCUGGCCUUGGGAUUCUGAACCUGACACUUCCUUAGGCAUGAAGAAGAAGGUUUUUGACAAGGUGAUGCAGCUGGAGAGACUGAUUGAGGAAGAGGCUAUAAUUUUAGAGGAAAUGAAACAACAUUGGACUCAUCUUACAAGAACCUGCAGGGCCUUAAAGGACCAGGCUAAUGUACUAGCAGAUGACCUGGCCACACAGAGCUACCCUUCAGGACUGUCUGGUCAAGCUUACCAUGGCCUGCACAGUGCUGUCCUCCAAAAAUGUGAGGAGCUCAAAACAGACAUGGUAGCUGUGAAAGAAACCUACUCCCAAAUAGUAGUAAAUGGGAAUGGUGGAACUGUUGUUGAAGAAGAUGAUGAAGACCCAUAUGAGAAUGUCUCCACAGAUGCCUCUACGGAUGAUGAAUUAUAGAUUCUCUCUUCUCCACUGCACAAACUGGUUUCCUGACUGAGUAGCACAAGUUAGCUCUCCCCAUUGUAAAUAAUAAAACCUUGAACCUGAAUUUUC
Carassius carassius (crucian carp) is the source of this 1031-nucleotide messenger RNA. RefSeq lists its product as uncharacterized. The coding region runs from base 48 to 935 and encodes 295 amino acids. The record is from RefSeq and is a predicted model, not a curated record. NCBI's taxonomy places the organism in Eukaryota, Metazoa, Chordata, Actinopteri, Cypriniformes, Cyprinidae. The transcript is spliced from 7 exons.